AUGGACGAUUACAUAGAAUCGGUAGACGACGAACAAACUGCUUCAAAAUUAAUAAAAGAAGUUUCAAAAAUACAUAGUGAAGGUGGAUUUGAGAUAAGGAAUUGGAUAUCUAAUGAACCAGAAGUUUUAGAGUGCACGCCGAAAGAAACCUUAAGUGAUACGGCCAUAAGAAUAAAAACUGGCUGUGACGAUUUACCCGAACGUACUCUCGGUCUACUUUGGUUCCCGUUAAGCGAUACGUUUUGUUUUGAUUUAUCAUUAAAGCGCAUACCUGAAGAAAUUCUUUAUUUACAGAUAGUACCUACCAGGAGAGAAUUACUGCGCAUAGUUAUGUCUAUCUUUGACAUUCUUGGCUUCCUCGCGCCAUUUACAGUUAAAGCAAAAAUAGUGUUGCAAAAUAUAUGGAAAUCAAAUAUAAAAUGGGACGAUAGAAUACCUGAAAAAGAAAACAAAAUUAUUCAGGACUGGUUUAUUGAAUUACGUCAUCUUCAACGCUUACAAGAUAUGCCCGAAGCAGUGCGGCCGCAAUGA
Molecule: messenger RNA, 531 nt
Organism: Arctia plantaginis
Lineage: Eukaryota; Metazoa; Arthropoda; Insecta; Lepidoptera; Erebidae
Source: the annotation of a GenBank genome assembly